ACACUGAUUUGCAUUUCAGGCAGUUAGAAGCGAGUUUCCAACGAUGACAACGCUUCACCUGUCGCUAUUAUCGCUAUCGAUUCUCCUUGCCGGCGAGUUGACCAGCGUAGAGCCCCAAUAUCACUAUCAUCGCUAUAUGCUGUCCGAUUACAGGCGACAGCAUAGGCACGGCUUACAGAAGGACUACAGCCCAGUGCCGCGGUAUUCCCACUUUGCGGCAGACACCACAGCUGCACCUGGCGAGCUUACGGUGAAUGUAAAUCGAAACGAAACAGCUGGAAGCGUGGGCCGACUGGGACCCAUCAAGAAAGUGAACGUGGACCAACUAAUGGUGCGCAUCUUUGACGGCCGGAAAAAUGUUUGCAUGGGAACACUGAUAGGCAGCCGUGUUGUGGCUACCACUAUGAAAUGCGUCAAGGACAUAAAAUCAGAUCACAUAACUAUACAGACCUUAAAGGGCAAGAUGAUUACAGUAAAUUCCACAUCUGUAACAAUGGCUGACAAUUAUACGAUAGCCGAAAUCAACCUGAACCAGCCUCUGAUAGAUGAUGCCAUAAUACCCGCCACCUGCACCAAGCUGCUGGAGCCUGAGGAUUGGGCCCAGGUGUCCUUAUAUGGGCCACAUGGGGUGAUCAAUGAAUUGGUCACAGUAAAGCCCCAUAAAUAUUGUCGCGCUAUGGUAAAUGAGACGACUUUCAGCUAUGCAGAUGCGUUUUUAGUUUGCAUCGGGAAUACGAAUGAGUCUAAUUUCACUGGCUGUUCCGGUAACUACGGCUCCCCGCUUAUUUUCAAAGAUCAAAUAUGUGGCAUCAACUUGAUGGGUCGGAGGUGCCUCCCGAGCAGGAAAUUCGAUCUGUAUGCCCUCGUUCUGAAUAAGAAGGCAUUCGAAAGAAGAAUGGUAGCUAGAAUCAUCGAAUCCCAGGUGGAAGACAAAAGUGGAAACAGACAUAGACUCUGGUACCGCUGUCACUGCUCGCUACUUGAAAUGCUAUCAAAAAUCAUACGACUAGCCCUAGUGCUCUUGCUUGUCUGCCAGCAGAGUGAGUUGAGGGCUGAUAAAUUGUCGCCGGAUAAAGCGGGCAAUUCUUUGAUCAAAAUGGCGUAUAAAUGGAACGAUUGGAGACCCCACUUUGGAUACAAUCCUGCCCAUUGGGCCAUCAACCAUCGUCACAGUCGGCGUUCUAGAUCUAAACAGAAGGAUUUGCUCUCACAUCUGGUGUAUCUUAGGUUCAAUUAUAAUAUCAUCUGCUCCGGAAUCGUGGUCAACAACCGGACGGUGCUCACAGUCACGAGCUGUCUGGACAGGAAGGAGCCACCCAAGAUCAUUGUGCAUUUCACCGAUGGCACCGCCCAAACAGCGUCCAGUAGCUCGCCUUCCUCAGAUUACACGAUGUCGAGUGGCUCUAAUCUGUUGUCCUUUUUGCAUCUGGAAAAGCCGCUGGACCAAGAGUUUGAUACACCGCCUCCCUUUUGCACGCAGGCCGUGAGGCCCCAGGACAAUGUUAUGCAACUGAAUUGGGAUAAGAACUAUUCCAGGCCGAUCCCGAGAUUCGUGCCUCAAAUGCCACUCGAUCAAUGCCAGACUCUCAAUAGGGAUGCGAGGAUGUUAGCACCCGCCGUGCACUGCGUGGAGAAUACCCAAUACACAGAUGAAUGCAUUCGAAGCUAUGGACUACCCUACGUGUGGAAAGGCGCCUUCUGUGGCAUGAACAUUAAUGGUCAUAAUUGUUCCGUACCAUCGAACGCCGAUGUCUAUGUGAGGCUGCUGAGAGAGAAAAGGCUCAUAAGCAAAAUGCUCCGAACAGCUGCCGCGUCCAUAGUGGACGAGGAGAUCGUUUAAGCAGCCACUUCAACUAUGAUGAAGAAGGGAAAAGGAAAGUUUGAAUGAAAAUUAGAAACUUUCCAGAGACAUUUGAAGAUUCAAUUCAAAAUAUUUGAAUAAUAAAUAAAUAAAGUCAAACUGAGCAAUUAAA
This is a messenger RNA of Drosophila mojavensis, 1973 nucleotides long. RefSeq lists its product as uncharacterized. Gene Ontology annotation, molecular function: serine-type endopeptidase activity. Gene Ontology annotation, biological process: proteolysis. The transcript has 2 exons. Bases 44 to 1840 code for a protein of 598 amino acids. Lineage: Eukaryota; Metazoa; Arthropoda; Insecta; Diptera; Drosophilidae. The record is from RefSeq and is a predicted model, not a curated record.